Molecule: messenger RNA, 1769 nt
Organism: Labeo rohita (rohu)
Lineage: Eukaryota; Metazoa; Chordata; Actinopteri; Cypriniformes; Cyprinidae
Exons: 4
Coding region: 227-910 (227 amino acids)
Biological process (GO): spermatogenesis
Cellular component (GO): nucleus; cytosol
Source: RefSeq, a predicted model, not a curated record
CCAGGUGCUCCAGCCAACCGUAUUCUCAGACGUUCAUCAGAAGAAGAUAGUGGGCCGGAGGAAAGUGUGCAUGUGGGGUAUCGCGAAGGGCAGGGCGAGAUCACAGACGGGUUAUUGUUCUGAUUUAACCGCUGCCUCCUCGCGAUCUCCUCACCAAGAGUCUCACAUCCCAUGGGCUUGGAAAAUACCGUGCUUCUGAGAUACAUCUGAACUCCCUCCGCGUAUAAUGUUUAAGAAGAGCAAGAGUAAAGUUCUGGUGGAUGAAGCGUCAGAGGAAGACGAUGUGUCGUGGCAUCAAGAGCACGCUAGUAAGGAUAAGGACUCAGAGGGAACAGAGGAAGUUCUGAGCCCCUCAACAAAGGAUUCAAAGUUAAAGAAGGUUAAAUCAAAGCGAGAAAAAGGAGACAAGAAGUUGUUUCCAUCUCAGGACGAUGAACACAUCUUGCUGACAGGAGUCACUGUGUCUCACAGAAGAGGGUCUGCAAAGAAAAACUGGGAGGACGACAAGAGUAAAACGCACUCUGAAAAAGACAAAGCGCACUGUCUGUGGGACAGCAUCACCAUGACCAUGAAGCAAAUCACACCUACGAGGAAAAUCGACAAGAUCGAGGGCUGGGAGCCGCCUCAGCUAAACGACGGGAUGGAAGAGGAAAAAAACGAGCUGGAGAAGAAGAGGAGUGACUCGUCCCCGCUGUCCUCCCCUCUGUCAUUGUCUCUGCCACAUUCUCUGGGCUUGCCGUCCUGGGUUGGCUUGGGUUCAGAGGAGGACUCGUCUCGUUACGCUAGUCUGACUGAAUCACAGACGGGCGGCCCUAGCCAGUGGGCGGCUCGGGCACGAGAUAAAUUAGCCGCCGUUCGACGGCGAAGUCCAGCCAGCCUAUCAGAGAGUAAUUGGGAGGGGCUCAAAUGAUUUCUAUAUUGAUGUCUGUGAGGAUGGCCAUACCCACUUGUAUACCAACUCUGAUUGGACAAGAUGUGAAGAGUAGGACCCUCAGACCAAGAGUGCCUGCUUCCAAUGAUUUAUUGUCAUUUUCCUUUUUAUAGAAAUGCGAGUCCAACUUUUGAAGCAAUGAAGCUCCUUCAGAUAAGUCACUGGAUGUACUUAUAGUUUAUGUCUGACAUCACCAUGAUGUUUUGUGCGUUUCUUUUUAAGCCUAUAAGUGGCAUUUAAACAAUCAAAGAGAGAGUUCAACCAAAAAUUAAAAUCUUGUCAUUAUUUAUUCACCCUCAUGUCUUUUUCAGACCUGUUUGGUUUUCUUUCAGUCUUCUGUGGAACAAAAAAGAUGAGGAUUAGAGGAAUCCCUGCUGAGAAAUCCAGCUAAAACCAGCCUAAGAUGGUUGGCUGGUUUUAGCUGGUCAGAAGGCUGAUUUUAGAGGGCCACUAGUUUUGGUCACUUUUUUUAGCUGGUUAGGCUUUUUUUAGGAGGGAUAUUCCAAGAAUCAUAAACCUUAGUCAGACGCCAUAUUGCAUUUAACGCACAUAAAGAUUCUAUAAACUUACAGUCUUUACAAUGGUACGUACUGUAUACGUGUCCUAAAUUACAUAAUUUUCACAACAUUCAAAACAUAGUUUUUGUUUACCGAACAUUUACGGAGAAGUUAACUUCCAGAAGAAAAAUUUACAGAUAAUUUACUCACCCACUUGUCAUCCAAGAUGUUCAUGUCUUUCUUUCUUCAGUCGAUAAGAAAUUGUUUCUUGAGGGGAAAAAAUUCUGGAAUUAUCUCCAUAUAGUGGACUUCAAUGGUGCCCCCAAGUUUGAACUUCCAAA